AUGGAGCAGAAGUUGGCUAGAAUUGCUGACGUCUCAAGGAAAAAAUACGAUUUCGUUGUUGUUGUCGGCGGCGGCGCUGCAGGCUGCAUUGUGGCAGCCAAGCUGAGCGGGAACCCGAACACACCUGUCGCUUUGUUGAAGGCAGGCCCCGCUCACCUCGACGGCCCGCUAGUUUGGAAGAUCAAUGCUUCCGAACACGAACACGAAGACGUCGGCGUGAUUGUGGCCGAGUUCGAUUAUGGUGGACAAGUGCACAAGGUCUUUGCACGCAAAGAGGUCAUUGUCUCUGCUAGGCACGUCUUGGAACUCAGCGGCAUCGGCGACCGGGAAGUCCUUGGGCCUCUGGGUACCACUGUCCGGCUGGACUUGGCCCCGGCCGGCACGAACGUGCAGGAACAUGUCGCAAUGGUUGUCAGCCGGAUUCAGAUGGUCGGAGAUCGUGGCCUGAUCACUUCCAGGGUGCUCGACGACGAGGAGUCUGCCGAGAAGAUUCAGUUUGCUGACCCGAAGGUGCGGCCGGCAAUCGACCCGCACUACUACGAGGAGGAUAUCGAUCUGGAUAUUAUAGCUAGCGCAAUCAAAAUUAUUCGCAAGGUGACCCAGACGGAGCCAUUUAAGGCGCUUGUUGUCGAAGAACGGCUUCCUAGACGAAGCGUUAAAAUCGACGAAGGGACGUAUGGUACCUGGCAGUCCGCGCGAGUAGGUGCCGAGUCGCGACGUACAGCAUAUGUUCGCGAGAACACCUAUUCUGGUUGGCACACGGCUGGGAGUAUGUCAAUCAAGCCUCGCGACAAGAAUAGCGUCGUUAACACGCGACCCAGCGUAUAUGGUACCAACAACAUCCGCGUUGUUGAUUUGUCUGCUCUACCCAUUCACAUGGCUAGGUAAUCGCGAAGAUGGGCAAAUCUCCAAGCAUCACACCUGUGCCCUGUGGGUAAAUUCUGAUCGUUUGCUGAGUCGUGCUAACAGCGUGUGACGUUAUUAAGCGCGACUGUCAGUAGUGUACAGAGUAUUUUUGUGUGUGUUUUCCUAGAGCAUAACUCGUAUAUGACUCGUAUGUCACCCACAUGCCCCGAAAGUAAACUCCCGUUUGCCUCUUGAAAUCUGUAUCGUUA
Messenger RNA from Phanerochaete carnosa HHB-10118-sp, 1115 nucleotides. RefSeq lists its product as uncharacterized. The record is from RefSeq and is a predicted model, not a curated record. The coding region runs from base 1 to 888 and encodes 295 amino acids. Gene Ontology annotation, molecular function: oxidoreductase activity, acting on CH-OH group of donors; flavin adenine dinucleotide binding. The transcript is spliced from 8 exons. Lineage: Eukaryota; Fungi; Basidiomycota; Agaricomycetes; Polyporales; Phanerochaetaceae.